Nymphaea colorata (pocket water lily) is the source of this 426-nucleotide messenger RNA. RefSeq names its product microtubule-associated protein RP/EB family member 1B-like. Gene Ontology annotation, molecular function: microtubule plus-end binding. The transcript has a single exon. Gene Ontology annotation, cellular component: microtubule plus-end; microtubule organizing center; spindle midzone. Gene Ontology annotation, biological process: protein localization to microtubule plus-end; spindle assembly; regulation of microtubule polymerization or depolymerization. The record is from RefSeq and is a predicted model, not a curated record. Lineage: Eukaryota; Viridiplantae; Streptophyta; Magnoliopsida; Nymphaeales; Nymphaeaceae. Bases 1 to 426 code for a protein of 141 amino acids.
AUGAACAAACCGCCAGCCACGCCGGCGCAGCCCUCCCGCCAGCAGAUCUUCGCCUGGAUCCACUCCCUCCUCAACGACGUCCCGCCCUCGCUCAAGGUGGAGGAGCUCGGCAAGGGCAGCAUCUACUGCCGACUCCUCAACCACUACUUCCCCGGAGUCAUCCUCAUCAAUCGCAUCAUCUGGGCCCCCAAGAGCGAAUACGAGAACCUCAUCAACCUGCGCAUCCUCCAAAACGCCUUCCUGCAGCUCAAGAUCGCCAUCCCCUUCGACCCUGUCCGCCUCAGCAAGGAGAAACUCAACGACAACUGGCCCUUCCUCCUCGCCUUCUAUCGAUAUCUCACCCACAAUUGCGAUGAACAGUACCCCCCUCCCCUGCCCGAGGACCCAAAAUCCCCACCUUCUACCACACGUUCACGCCCCCCAUAA